Messenger RNA from Oncorhynchus tshawytscha (Chinook salmon), 3301 nucleotides. RefSeq names its product kinesin light chain 1. Bases 472 to 2274 code for a protein of 600 amino acids. The transcript has 15 exons. Gene Ontology annotation, biological process: axo-dendritic transport. Lineage: Eukaryota; Metazoa; Chordata; Actinopteri; Salmoniformes; Salmonidae. Gene Ontology annotation, molecular function: kinesin binding. The record is from RefSeq and is a predicted model, not a curated record. Gene Ontology annotation, cellular component: kinesin complex; membrane-bounded organelle; cytoplasm.
CAAGUUCUGAAUAAUGUCUGUUAGAGUUUGUAUACUGUUUCAUCUGUGCAGAUGUUACGCAGACAUAUGUGGAUCUCUUAUUGAUUAGGAUAUACUGAAUAAGAUUUGAUUUGAUAAACAUAUAUACAUAAUGUUAAGAAAAAGUGAUUCAUUAAAACUAACUUGUACAGUUUAAGGAGGGAGAUGAGAGGCUAAUAUAAAAGUAUGUUGUCGUAUAUUCAGGAGAUCAAGGGGGGCUGAGUUUGUGUGCACUUUGAAUCCAGGGCAAAUUUGAGCACGUAGCCGGAGUUUUGCCGGACGAUAUACGCUAUCGAUUGGAUGUUUUCCACAGCACUAAAGCGAUGUCAAAGAGACAAUACCGACGAUACUCAGUGUCUUUAGUCGAAAGGAAUCCACUCCACAUUUGGAGUGCCUCACAUCAACACAGGAUUAGGAUCAGCGUCUCUCUGUCUCCCAAUUCUCAAUUUAAGGAUGUAUGAAAACGCACCCGCCUUGGUGGCACCACAGAGGGUCUUGGGUGAUCGUAGGACAACUCAGGAGGAGAUGCUGGGCCAGACCAGGCAGGUGAUCCAGGGGAUGGAGGCCCUGAGACUAGAGCACCACUCUCUCCUGGAGGGCCUACUGGGGAGCCUGCACUGCCUGGAGGUGGAGGGGAGCCAGAACCACGAGGAGCCCAGCCCUGCCCAGGAGAAGGCCAGGGCCAUCCGCCGCUCGCUGGACACCCUAGAGCUUGGGCUGGGCGAAGCGCAGGUCUUGCUGGCACUGUCGGCCCACCUUAGCAUGGUGGAGGCGGAGAAGCAGAAGCUGCGUGCUCAGGUGAGGCAGCUGUGCCAGGAGAACCAGUGGCUGCGGGAUGAGCUGGCCAGGGCACAGUGGAGGCUGCAGGAGAGCGAGCAGAGUGUGGCGCAGCUGGAGGAGGAGAGGAAGCACCUGGAGUUCAUGAGCUGCCUCCGGCGAUAUGAUGAUGACGGCGAUGACCUUUCGUCCCCCGAAGAGAUGGAUUCCAGCAAGGAGACACUGGAUGACCUCUUCCGCAAUGACGAAGAGGAGAACCAGGGCCAUGGCAUUCAGCAGCACAGUAGCAAUGUGGCGAUGGCUGCCGCCCACCAGGGUGGCUACGAGAUUCCAGACCGUCUGCGUACGCUCCACAACCUGGUGAUCCAGUACGCCUCGCAGGGUCGCUACGAGGUGGCCGUGCCUCUCUGCAAACAGGCCCUGGAGGACCUGGAGAAGACCUCCGGACAUGAGCACCCAGAUGUGGCCACCAUGCUUAACAUUCUGGCCCUAGUCUACAGGGACCAGAAUAAGUGCAAAGAGGCAGCAAACCUUCUCAACGACUCGCUAGCGGUACGGGAGAGGACCCUUGGCAGGGACCACCCGGCGGUGGCUGCUACACUCAACAACCUGGCUGUGCUUUAUGGGAAGAGUGGGAGGUACAAAGACGCCGAGCCACUGUGUAAACGAGCGCUGGAGAUUAGGGAGAAGAUACUGGGUAAGGAGCAUCCUGACGUGGCCAAGCAGCUGAACAACCUGGCCUUGCUGUGCCAGAACCAGGGGAAAUAUGGAGAGGUGGAGCAGCACUACCAACGGGCCCUGGACAUCUACCAGACCAGGCUUAGCCCCGACGACCCCAACAUGGCUAAAACCAAGAACAAGCUGGCCUCCUGUUACCUAAAGCAGGGGAAGUUUAAACAAGCAGAAGUGCUGUUCAAAGAGAUCCUAACCCAUGCCCACGAGAAGGCCAGUGGCUAUACAAAUGGGGAGGUCAAGUCCAUCUGGAUGCAGGCAGAGGAGAGGGAGGAACAGUGUGCUCCUCAGGGCAGACAGAGAGAAGGCCUGUCUAUAGGAGAUCAAGGUAGCUGGGACAGAACUCGCAAAGUGGACAGUGUCACCAUUACCAACACCCUGAGGAACUUGGGAGCCCUCUACAGGCGACAGGGCAAACUGAAGGCAGCAGAGACAGUGGAGGCGGCGGCCAUUCACACCCCUAAACAAAGCCAGAAGCAGUGUGUUCUAGCUGCCGAGGCCUCCAGCAACAGCAUGGCCAUGGAUCACCAAUGCAGCAGUAGUGAGAGCCUGACCUCUGAGGUGAUCACAGUGAAGUACAACAGUGGCCUACAUGGGGGAGAGGAGGUCAGCCGCAGUCUGGAAUGGAAUGGGGAUGACCGUGGCUCCCUGAAGAGAAGCAGCUCCUUCAGUAAGCUGCGCGCCUCCAUCCGACGGAGCAGCGAGAAGCUCGUCCGCCGACUGAAGGGGGACAAAAACCCUGGCUAACCAGUCCCAAGUCUGACUAGGCUUCACAGUUCACACCCUUGCCACAACAGAGGGUGGGGCAGUGGGCAUGUAUGGGGCACCAAGGCCCAGGCCUCAAUUUAACAAUGCCUAACCCCUAACCCCCAGGCACUUGUAGAUCUGAAAGCAUUGGAUAGGUAUAAACAAUAUACAACCUAGUGGGGAAAAAAGCAGGGCCAUAUUACUAAAUGCAAUACUUUCUGAAAUACAGUCAUUAUGCGCCUAGGCUGUGGUUGUUUCAAACAAAACCCCAUUGUCUUACAUCAGAUAGCAUAAUUUGUGUUUGCACUGAUCGGUAGAGGGACUAACAGUCGAAGAAGUAGGAUUGGUGCCACCUGUUGAAAGACAAUGACUGAAUCCUAGCCCUUAGCUCCCAUUUGUUGGUACUCUUUUGAUUCCCUUUCAACAUGACUGGACUGAACAAAGCUGUAGAUGGAACGCUUGGCCAUUACCGUCCCAACCAUAAAGGCUUGUGAGAUUCUGAUACAGUACCAUCGCCUUAUUCUAUGCCAGCCAUAUUUGUACCACCUGGGUAUUGGUAAUGUAAUGAUAGCUCAAGCUUGUUUGCUUUUAUAGUCCUUCCCUAUCAUAAAGUACCCAUUGGCUAUAGUAGGGAUGGCUUCAAACUAUUGAGAUGCGCCCUUUGAUUAUCUGUCUAUGUGUAGCAAAUGGGAGAACUGUAAAACUCACUCCUUAACCUGAAGUGUCACUCCUUGCGCCAUUGGAAAAGUCAUUUUCAAUAGUGCCACGGGUUAGAACACUUCAGGAGGGAGGUCACGUGUGUUUGCGGGGCAGAGGUCCUGAGUUGGAAGUCUCGAUAUGAGUCGAUCAAGGGGAAGCGGUACUCGCUAAGCAAGCAGCGUGACGUCCUUUAUAUAUGUCGUAGACAUGACUUGGCUCAAGCUACUGACAUUCUCAACCCCUUCAUUUACGUUUCAUUUAAUGUCUUGUUUAUAUGUGAACAUUUCUCUGUAAAAACUGUAGAAAUGAUAGAAAUGUUUAAGAGCCA